Anneissia japonica is the source of this 327-nucleotide messenger RNA. Its product is annotated as beta-microseminoprotein-like. The record is from RefSeq and is a predicted model, not a curated record. Bases 1 to 327 code for a protein of 108 amino acids. The transcript is spliced from 3 exons. NCBI's taxonomy places the organism in Eukaryota, Metazoa, Echinodermata, Crinoidea, Comatulida, Comatulidae.
AUGACACCAAAAGAAAUUAUUCUGUCGUUGUGCGUUUUGGCUUCAGUCGUCUGCCUCAGCUACGCACAGUGUGAAACCCACGAAAAACCGUGUAUUUACGAAAACAAAAUAUAUGGUUCACUAGAGAAGUGGACAACUAAGGAUUGUAAAACGUGUACAUGUUCAUAUGCUGGAAAUGGUUACCAAUGUUGUAGAGAUGCAUGGAUGCCAAUAGAUUAUUCAUGGGACGACUGUGUACCGGUUUGGGACGAAGAUAAUUGUGUCUAUCGACUUGUACGAAUCGAAGAUCCUGAUGUUGAGUGCGAAGUCAUGGGUGGAGUCAUGUAA